Messenger RNA from Mucor velutinosus, 660 nucleotides. RefSeq lists its product as uncharacterized. NCBI's taxonomy places the organism in Eukaryota, Fungi, Mucoromycota, Mucoromycetes, Mucorales, Mucoraceae. The transcript has a single exon. The record is from RefSeq and is a predicted model, not a curated record. Gene Ontology annotation, molecular function: catalytic activity. The coding region runs from base 1 to 660 and encodes 219 amino acids.
AUGCCCAUUGUCAAAUCCAAGCACACACCCGAACACUUAGUCGAUACUCUUUUCGAUACCACGGUCAACAAGAUUAUUCCCCUUACUGCUAAAGGGGUCUCUUCUGGAUCCAAGCUUUUCGGUGCUGCCAUAUUUAAAAAGGACACUUUGGAGCUGGUGCAUGCUUCUACUAACAACGAACAAGUAUCACCAUUGUUGCAUGGCGAGACCAAUUGUAUUCAAGAGUUCUUUACACAAAUUCCCAAAGAAUCAAGGCCAAGUCCUAAAGACUGCGUGUUCUAUGCUACUCACGAGCCAUGCUCCCUCUGUUUAAGUGCCAUCACCUGGGCUGGUUUUAAUGAAUUCUACUAUCUUUUUACCUAUGAAGAUUCAAGAGACGAGUUUUCUAUUCCAUAUGACAUACAAAUCUUGGAAGAGGUUUACCGCGUCAAGGCGCCCAGUGAUACCGAAGAGACGUUCAAGAAUAGACCACUGUACAACAAGAACAAUCACUUUUUCACUUCAAGCUCUGUCGCUGCCAUUGUAGAUACCAUGGAUGCAUCCAAAGUAGAUGAAUACAAGCAGCGCAUUCAAGACAUCAAGAAGCAAUACACCGAAUUGAGUAAAACUUAUCAAGAUGGAAAGGCAAAGGGCGUCGGCAGCUCUGCUGUUUGGGCAUAA